Messenger RNA from Perca fluviatilis (European perch), 2411 nucleotides. RefSeq names its product coproporphyrinogen oxidase (gene cpox). The coding region runs from base 1 to 1374 and encodes 457 amino acids. The record is from RefSeq and is a predicted model, not a curated record. NCBI's taxonomy places the organism in Eukaryota, Metazoa, Chordata, Actinopteri, Perciformes, Percidae. Gene Ontology annotation, molecular function: coproporphyrinogen oxidase activity. Gene Ontology annotation, cellular component: cytoplasm; mitochondrial intermembrane space. The transcript has 7 exons.
AUGGCAACCAUUGUCUUUUGCUCAGUAAACAAAACGGCACAGACCACCGCCAGACGAUGUUUGUUUUCACAUUUAAAGGGGCUUGCUAGUUCAGGGGAGUCACGUCUGCCGUUAUCCUGCACUCACAGCCCGUCAGUGACUUUCCUUGCGGGUAUAAGAUGUUAUCCCAGGGGUUACAGCGUGCGUUUCAUGUCCCAUGGGACCGCAGGCAGAGCCGCAACCGGGCGAACCAGAAGGGGAGCCCUGGCGCUCAUUGGAGCCGCAGCAGUAACGGCAUCAGCGGCGGUAGCGGGGUUUUUAGCCAACGCUAACCACUUCCAGCGUGCUGAAAUGGCAACGAAAGUAUCUCGAGCCGCGGAGGAGAAUGAGCAAGAGGGGGAUAUUUUGGAGAGAUGCCGGGGGUUCAUGUCUCCUCCAGUGACAGACAUCGGUGUGCUGCAGGAGAGGAAAGGGGAGAUGCGUACGAGGAUGGAGAUGUUGAUCAUGGAGACGCAGGCCGCCUUUUGCAACGCCCUGGAGGAGGUGGACGGUGGGAAGUUCAAGGUGGACCGGUGGCAGAGGAAUGAAGGUGGCGGAGGAAUCAGCUGUGUGAUGCAAGAUGGAAAGGUGUUUGAGAAGGCAGGGGUCAAUGUAUCAGUGGUGUUCGGAAACCUGACUGAGGAGGCUGCCAGACAGAUGAAGAGCAGAGGGAAAGUCCUCAAAGGGAAAGAUGGUAAACUGCCAUUUUGUGCCAUGGGUGUAAGCUCUGUUAUCCACCCCAAGAACCCCCACAUCCCCACAGUGCACUUCAACUACAGAUACUUUGAGAUCGAAGAGGAAGAUGGCACUAAGCAGUGGUGGUUUGGUGGAGGCACAGACCUGACUCCAGUUUACAUUAAUAAAGAAGAUGCAUUUCACUUCCACAACACCCUGAAGGAGGCCUGUGACAAGCACCACCACCAGUACUAUCCAGACUUCAAGAAAUGGUGUGACCGAUACUUCUACAUCCGACACAGAGGAGAGACUCGGGGUAUAGGAGGGAUCUUCUUCGAUGACCUGGACUCUCCGAGUCAGGAGGAGGCAUUCAACUUCGUCCAGAGCUGUGCCCGCACCGUGGUGCCCUGUUACCUGCCCAUCGUAUACAAACACCUCAACGACUCCUUUACUGAUGAGAACAAAGGCUGGCAGCAAGUACGACGAGGAAGAUAUGUGGAGUUCAACCUGGUGUAUGACAGGGGAGUGAAGUUUGGCUUGGCCACGCCUGGCUCCAGAAUUGAGAGCAUUCUCAUGUCUCUCCCCCUCACUGCCAGGUGGGAGUAUAUGCAUGAGCCUGCCAAAGGUACCAUGGAGGCUGAGAUGCUGGAGGUGUUACGAAACCCCAAGGAGUGGGUGUAACCACCACCGUGUUCACAUGUCAAUAUGGACAAAUCCUCCGAAACCGUCUUUUUUGUAUUGUAUAAUGGUGUCAACUGUCUAGAUCAGCAGCAGUUAACACUGUGUUUACCAAAAUAAUAUUGCAUUGCAUGUGUCUGAAAAGUUUUUUAAUCUGCAAUUGUUAUUUUUUGCUCUUUCCUGUUUGCUUCGUUUUGUCCAAUCAGCCUUGUUAACCCUUGUGUGGUCCUUCGGGUCCCGGUGACCCGAAGGACAAAACAAAGGUUAAUGCAGCACCUUGGUGCUCGUUUGUACAGCAUUUUGGUCAGCUUAAACAGUGUUUAAAUGUGCUAGGAAACAAACUUUACUUACUUACUUUACAAGAGACAGGGUUUAGAGAGCAAUUCUCAACAAAAUAAACAGAAGUACAUCAUCCUUGUGUGGUCCUUCGGGUCCCGGUGACCCAAAGGACCACACAAGGGUAACACUGAAUCACAUUAGUUAUGCAUUACUACUGGUGGCCACAGGUGGUCAUUGCCUGCUUUUUCGAUGAUGUGCUUUUUUAAAGAAAUGUUGUGUCAAACAUUAGCUGUGUUUUUUUUCUAUGCCUGGGCUGAAUGUCGCUUGCUCUACCUGAAGCUCUUUAGCACUACUCUGCUUUUAACAAAGCACUCAAAGGGAAAAUAGGGACAAACUGAGCCACGGCAUGUACUGUAUGUGUAUGCCACCACUGUUAUGAAAUGUUAAUAAAUCUCUAUAUGUUUCUGCGCAUCUGCUCAAAACAAUGGGUUAAUUUUGACAAUCAUAGAUAAUGAUAAUAAGGGACUAAUAAUUCCACUUGAGAACCAUUUACGUAGUGGUUCAUCCACUUCUGGUUAAUGAGUCACUUCCUGAUUUGUUUGAACAGUAGUAAAACAAUAGUUGGAUAUUAGAUCAUGUUCCACAGAGAGGAUGGUUGUGAUUUAUAGGCCAGGUGGCUCAUUGACACAGAAUGUUGGAAAACAAAAUGACAUUUUAAAUGCAAAAAUAAUUUAUAUCUAACAAAUAAAUUGUUCUGUUAA